AUGGCCAAUGCUGAUUUCACUCUCGAGAUAAUAACGAGAGACGACAAUGAGGAGGGCUGGCUUGGUCCACUCAUUCAUGACCGAACCACCGCCAUCAUGGAGCUAUUGGACGUUUUUCCAAUUCACGAAUCUCAGCUUCUGUUUCGUCUCCCCGUCAUCAGCCCACUCUUUAAACGGAAGACCCGAGUAUUCCCUGCAUUGGCCACCUCGGAUCCGGACUUUAAACGUUGGCAUGGUCGGUUGGCCAAUGAUGCAGCAACUGUCUCUCAAUGGCGGGCAUUAGGCCUCGACCGAUUUAUUUCUCUGUGUUUGGAGCCGCCAAAACCUGAUCCCGAGCUGUUUAAAGCCGCCAUCUGCUUCUGGUCCACGGAAUCUAAUUGUUUUGUGCUCCCAUUGGGGUCGAUGACGAUCACCCUGCUCGACAUAGCGGCCCUGACUGGCAUAUCAAAGCCGCGUGUGCAAUCAAGGAGAGCCUUGGACCCAGCUACCUCGAUAGCUUUUGACCGAUCCUACGAAUCGCUCUACAACAACAACGCGCCAGUCAUUCCGGGUGAACCCGUAUCUGACAGCGAGCGGGUUGCCUUCCUUCAUUACUGGUUUGGUCGAUUCGUGCUUUGCACCCAACGACCCAUCCCGGAUGCGCAUACCAGCUCUGCAAUCUUCACCGGCGAGUGCGUCAAUCUUGAUGAAAUUGUGCUCUGCCACCUCUAUCGCGGUCUGUACACCAUCGCGAACCGUGUCAAGGAGGCUCCAGAAGCAUGUGGCAUCCUCAGUGCUGGCCAUCUAUGGCUACUACAACUUUGGCUGCAUGCUUAUUUCCUGGCGACUCGCGGCCCUCUACCAGCUCUACAAACGGCAGUUCAAGAUACCACCAUGCUCACAUAUGGCCAUUACUUGGCUAAAGCAGCUUUGCGAAAGGGGACUUUUACAAAUUAUUUUACCUUCUUUUAUGAGGUCCGAGAGAUUCCCAGCUUCACUCCUUUCGCGGAACGGAAAUUCGGCCCCGCUUCUUUCAAACUCGUUUUUGACAAACCACCACCGCGAGGUGAUCUCGUUGCCGCUGCUUAUCAUGAAUUCACCGAAGAGCGCAAACGGUACCUAACAGCUCGGGACCUCCUCUUUGCUCCUACCGGCUCAGAAGUACUCAGUAUUGAGACUUACAACCCUCAACUUGCUGCUCGACAAUUCAAUCUCGUUCAAUCAUGGCCUAUGUUACCACCCUUGUCCUUGAAUUUUCCACAAUUCCACAUCCGCUCUUCGGAGCUUACCGCUGGACAAAUUAUGGAGGUACGAGGUUACCAAGAAUCUGCACAAUACUUUCCUCCUUAUAAAAACGUGGUGAAUAAAGUCUCGCCCCAGUUCAAGGAUGCAUGGAACUCACUAGCCUCCCGCAUUUUCAGCAAGUCGUUAUCUGAUAUCCUCGCCCGGCUUGCUCCUGACCACGAUGGUGGUUCAACUACUUCAGCAUUCAAUACUCACUUGAAACGGCGAGCAGGUAUGAUCCUCGUCCUCGCACUCCUCUUUAUGCUUGCUGUGACAUUCAUAUUUUAA
Molecule: messenger RNA, 1551 nt
Organism: Linum trigynum
Lineage: Eukaryota; Viridiplantae; Streptophyta; Magnoliopsida; Malpighiales; Linaceae
Source: the annotation of a GenBank genome assembly